This is a messenger RNA of Pseudovirgaria hyperparasitica, 761 nucleotides long. RefSeq lists its product as uncharacterized. The record is from RefSeq and is a predicted model, not a curated record. NCBI's taxonomy places the organism in Eukaryota, Fungi, Ascomycota, Dothideomycetes, Acrospermales, Acrospermaceae. Bases 1 to 393 code for a protein of 130 amino acids. The transcript is spliced from 2 exons.
AUGCAUGUUCCGGCGCAUCCUCGGGAACUUAUGAACGGUGACUGUAUCAUCAGAACACACCACUUGGAAACUCUGCCCAAGGCAAACAUCGCGCUUAUAAUCUUCGCAUUUCCCGCCGCACCAUCCUCAUCCAAGAGACCGCCACACUCCAGGGCUGGCUUUCGCGAGGCGGUAUCAUCGUCCUCGAGCAUGCCAGCCCGGCGGACCUGGGCUUUCUACAUCUGGACCCGCUCGAUCUGCCGCUCUCCGGCUCUACUACAGCUGGGCGCGAAGUGUUGGUACAGUGACGCGCGCCGCGCGUUCGUCGUAAGGCUCGAGAAUGCGGACGAAGCUACCAUGGACGAACUGGAUGCAUACGAGAGCCUGGCGCCGUCGCGCCGAGAACCGGGAUGAGUGCGUGUUGCGUGGCCAUCGCACAGUGUAGAGCCAUUGUGCAUGCUCGCGUGCGAGAAGCUGAUUUUAGGGCGGAGGGGCAACGACAAGCUCAUGCCGGAGCAUUAUGGCGUGGCGGCUUUGGCAUGGACGAUAGAUAAGAGGUGUACUAUGUUGCAGCGAUUGGAAGGGCGUGGGAGGUGGGCUUUUAGGGGGCGAAACGGCCGUUGGAAGUUAAGUACUUUGUCGAUCCGAAGACCUAUGGAGGGUAUUCUAAUGAUGCGCUUGGUGGGUCCGGUGGGUACAGCUAGGUAGGAUUGUGUGCUGUGGGACGACCACUAGAUAGAUGAUGUACACUAAGCUCUAUUUUAAUAAAUCGAAUAGCAUCG